Messenger RNA from Racocetra persica, 1873 nucleotides. NCBI's taxonomy places the organism in Eukaryota, Fungi, Glomeromycota, Glomeromycetes, Diversisporales, Gigasporaceae. The record is from the annotation of a GenBank genome assembly.
UGGCCUAACUGGUGAUUUAGUAAUAGAAAACUGGUCUAAUUUAGAAAGAUUAGAUUGCUAUAAUAAUCAACUGAAAAGUUUAACUCUCAUUAAUUGUCCUAAGUUAACGAGAAUUGAAUGUUCUGAUAACAUAAUAACUAACCUAAUUAUUAAUAAUUGUUCCGAAGUCGGUGUUCUGAAUGUCAGUGAUAAUCUCCUUAAUAAUUUAGGUUUUCUCGAUAGUUUAAAUCCAGAAAAAUUAGCUGUUUUGUAUCUUACUAAUAAUAAUUUUUCUCCCCAAAACAUAUCUCUUUUUAGCAAGUUUGCUAAUUUAAAAAAUCUUUAUUUAACUAAUAAUCGCUUUUAUGGUAGCCUGCAAUCUUUAAAUAAUUGCAAAAAACUAGAAAAACUGAGCAUUUCAGGCACUGAAAUAAUUGAAGGGUUAGAAUAUUUACCUGAUGAUUUAAAUGAAAUUGAUUCAGUUAAUGCCCAAGAAUUAGGAGAAAGUUCAAAGGCACAACCAUAUUUCCAAGAAUUAAAAAGCAGUUUUCAAGGAUUGGUUCUUAACCUGCAAAAAGACCAAAUAAUUAGUGAAAGAGAGAAAAAAAUAGUUGAGUUAUUUAAAGAAAACCAAAGAUUAACCAACUUGAUUAAAGAGCAGAAGGAAAUCAUCAAUGAUUAUCUCCGUUUUUUUCCUGAAAAAGAAAUAUUACAAAAAUUAAUUCAGGCUCAUUUAGAAUUCACAGAAGCCAAAAAACAAAAUCAGCCUUUCAUUAAACUUCGUAAGCAAAAAGAGGCUAUUUAUAAUGAAUUAACUGAAAAAGUGGGAGAGGAAGUGAUGGAAGAAGUGGAAAACGUUUUGGACAAAUAUGAGAAAUUAAAAAGUUUAGAAUCAGAACUAGAAAAGACCGAGGCUGAUCUUGAAUUAACAGAAAACCUCCAGAAAAAUCAGAUUCAGCCGUUUAGGAGGAAAAGAAGCCAAUCUUUACUAAUAGUUGAAGCUGAAUAUAAAGGUAAAUUAGAGGCUAAAGACCAGGAAGUCGUUAGAAUUCAUCAAUUACUUAAUCAAGUGAUGCUUAUCUCAAGAUCCCAGCAAAUUAUUAAUAUUUCUGAUGUUAGUCAAUCAGGUAUUAAUAUAGCCGGUGAUAAUUCUUAUCUUAGUAACAAAAGCACUACUAAUUAUCGAACAAAUUAUCAACAACUAGCCGCCGAAACUGAAAACCAAAUUAUUGCCUUUUUAUCUAAUAAAGAAAUUAUUCCCCAAGAACAAAAAGUAAUCAACAAAACCAUCCUCUUUUUAGGAACCAAAGAACUGUUUGUCAAUUAUCGACAAACCACUAUUAACAAUCUGAUAGAUUGCUACAAUAAACUAGAAAAAAGAUUAGGAAGUAAACUCCACAAAUUUACUACUGCGGUCAGUAUGACCAACAUUGCUGGCAAAUUAGCAAGCAUUAUUCCCGGAGGAGGAGUAGCCGAAGCUCCUCUAGGAAUUUUAGGAGAUACCAUUAACCUUACUGGAACCAUUAUCCAAGGUAAGCUUUUAGACAAGUUCACUAAGCAGUUUCAAGAAAUCUUAGCCAAGGAUAAAAAAAACUUGUCUUUAUUUGAUGGGAAUUAUUUAGAAUUAAGGAAUAUCAUCUGGGGUGAUGAGAAAACAAGCCGAGGUGAGAUAGUUGCUGAUAUUAUCAAAACUCUAAAAUUAGAAAGAACUAAAAUAAGUCCUUUUAGUGAUGAUUAUAACGCUUUUAGUCAAAGUGUUAGUGGAAUUUGGCAAAGCAGAUCUUCGAUAGAUUUAGGAGAAAUGAAAAGUUCAAUUGAAGCAGUUAUUAAUGAUUUUGCUAAAUUAAAGCAAAAAUUACAAGAAGAAAAGGAACAAUUGAGUAGACAGACCUGA